Messenger RNA from Dipodomys ordii (Ord's kangaroo rat), 2424 nucleotides. RefSeq names its product Kv channel interacting protein 2 (gene Kcnip2). Gene Ontology annotation, molecular function: potassium channel regulator activity; calcium ion binding. Lineage: Eukaryota; Metazoa; Chordata; Mammalia; Rodentia; Heteromyidae. Gene Ontology annotation, biological process: regulation of potassium ion transmembrane transport. Gene Ontology annotation, cellular component: voltage-gated potassium channel complex. The record is from RefSeq and is a predicted model, not a curated record. The transcript is spliced from 10 exons. The coding region runs from base 354 to 1211 and encodes 285 amino acids.
AGGGUGGGGGGCGGGGGUAGGGGGAGCCAAUCCCGGCAGCGCCAAAGGGGGGAGGCGGCAGUGACAGCCGCGGGGAGGGGGCGGGAAGAGAGGCGGUUGGGCUCUAGCUCCAGCUCUGCGCCCAGCUCUGCCUCGGGCUCUGUGCUCACUUGCUGCUGGAGCCUCCUGCUCCGGCCCUGGGACCAGCAGGUGGACCCGAGGACAGGGGUCUGUCUCUAGAGCCCCAGACCCUACUCGCUCGACCCCUAGCCCCUGCAGCGCACUAGGCCGCCAGGGGGCGCCGUGUGAGCGCCCUAUCCAGGCCACCCGGCGCCCCCUCCCACGGCCCAGGCGGGAGCGGGGCGCCGGGGGCCAUGCGGGGCCAGGGCCGCAAGGAGAGUUUGUCCGAUUCCCGAGAUCUGGAUGGCUCCUACGACCAGCUUACCGGCCACCCUCCAGGGCCCACUAAAAAAGCGCUGAAGCAGCGUUUCCUCAAGCUGCUGCCCUGCUGCGGGCCCCAAGCCCUGCCCUCAGUCAGUGAAAUGGGCCGGGUCCUCCGCCUUCUCAGUGACAGUUCGCUCCCUCCAGCGUUAGCCGCCCCAGCCUCCCUCCGCCCCCACAGACCCCGCCCGCUGGAUCCAGACAGCGUGGAGGACGAAUUUGAACUCUCCACCGUGUGUCACCGUCCAGAGGGUCUGGAGCAGCUGCAGGAGCAAACCAAGUUCACACGCAAGGAGUUGCAGGUCCUGUACCGGGGCUUCAAGAAUGAAUGCCCCAGUGGAAUUGUGAAUGAGGAGAACUUCAAGCAGAUUUACUCUCAGUUCUUUCCUCAAGGAGACUCCAGCACCUAUGCUACUUUUCUCUUCAAUGCCUUUGACACCAACCAUGAUGGCUCCGUCAGUUUUGAGGACUUUGUGGCUGGUUUGUCAGUGAUUCUUCGUGGAACCAUAGAUGACAGGCUGAAUUGGGCCUUCAACUUAUAUGACCUCAACAAGGAUGGCUGUAUCACUAAGGAGGAAAUGCUGGACAUCAUGAAGUCCAUCUACGAUAUGAUGGGCAAGUACACAUACCCUGCACUCCGGGAGGAGGCCCCAAGGGAACAUGUGGAGACCUUCUUCCAGAAGAUGGACAGAAAUAAAGAUGGUGUGGUGACGAUCGAGGAAUUCAUUGAGUCUUGCCAAAAGGACGAGAACAUCAUGAGGUCUAUGCAGCUCUUUGACAAUGUCAUCUAGCUCCCCAGAGAAGGGGAGACAAUGUGUCCUGGGGGGAACCAUGCUCUAGUCCUAGUCCAAGUGGACCGCACCUUUUCAUCCUGGAUCUGUCCUCAUCCUAGCUGUACCCUGGGGCCUGUAGGGAUCCAAGAGCCUGGAGCUUCUGUAGUACAGAUCCCUGGAGCUAAAGGGGCCAGAUAGUGAGCAAAGUGCAUUUGGGGGGUCUUCCCAUCUCCCAGCAGCUUUCACUUCCUUCCUGCCUGAGACCCAGUGCUGAGGGCGCCCCUGCCGUGGGCACACCAUCCACCCUAACUCUAGAAACAACACUAGACAGAAUGUUCUCCUGCUAUGGUGCUUCUCCCAUCCCUGAUCUCACAAACAUCCCCUAAUACUCCCUUCUCAGAGAGGAUGCUCUGUCCUUGGCACUAGCUGAAAUUACAGACCAGUCUUUGGGAGGGAGACAAGAAUGCAGAAGAAAUCUUAGGCCCAAGUCAGUGGUUAGAUCUUAGGAGCUGGUUGGGGUAGAGAACCGAAAGUAUCAGCAGAUCAUGAUCUCUCAGGUUCCACACAUCUGCUACCCCAGGCCAUCAGCAUAUGAGUUCCUAGUGUUUACAGAAGGCCUUAGAAACAUCCCAGAAAUUUACAAUAACCACCUUUCUCAGUGUCCUAGGAGAGCCCAGGAUCCAGAUAUCUGGCUCAUUCCUGGAAUUCCUACCUCUCUCUCCUUUUGUUUGUAUGAUGGUGGUUGGCAGGAGAAGAUGGGUAGGAGACAUCCUGGCUGAUGCCCACAAUUUCAGCCUAUCUGUCCUGCCCAUUCACCUAUUUUGAUGGCUACAACUUUGAGUUGUCAUUUGCCAUGUCCUCUGGAUCUGGAGGCAUGGAGUGAGCCAGGAUUAUUCUGAACUUGGGUCCUACCACUCUUCUCAGUGGAUGCCUUAGGGGGAGAGGGAAAAAGGCAGGCAGGCAUAGUACCUGAACCCAGUGUGGGGGCAUUCAUUAGAAUCUUUGAUCAACCCAGGCUCUACCCCACAUAGCCUCCUUUUCCUCUACUCAGUAUACCCAGAGAUGUUCCUUAACAUACCAAGAGGGCAGGGACCAUAGGACCCAGGUCCCACCUGAUUGUCAGCACCCCUGCCAUGCUGCUACACCCUUUAUAUACUUGCUUGUCCUAUUUAGCUCAGACUCCCAGUUAACUAGAAUCUGAGGGGAAAGGUCCCAGAAGCCUCCUACCCAC